GGAGAGCGCGGGAGCCUUUUGAGCAGGGUCCCCGGGAGCGUGAAUGGCGCUGGUUCCCUGAAGCGGGGUCUGGGGGAGCCCGAGCCCCCCGGCGGCGGCGGCGGCCAUGGCCUGUUGUCACAACGUCAUGCUGCUGCUGGACACGGCGGGCGGCGCCGCUGGCCGGAGCCCGGUCCGGCGGGCCGCCCUGCGCCUGCUCCUCUACCUCAGCUGCCGGUUCGGCCUGGCGAGGGUCCGCUGGGCCUUCCGGUUCUUCGACUCUCAGGGGGCGCGGGGCCGGCCGGCCCGCGUGUCCGACUUCCGCGAGCUGGGCGCCCGCUCCUGGGAGGACUUCGAGGAGGAGCUGGAGGCCCGGCUCGGGGACGGCGCUGCCGGCGCCCACCUGCCCGGCCCGGCGCCCAGGGCGGCGCACACGCACGGCGCCCUGAUGGAGACGCUGCUCGACUACCAGUGGGACCGGCCCGAGAUCACGUCGCCCACCAAGCCGGCGCUGCGCCGCCGCGGGAGGCGGCUGCUGGACGCGGAGAGCGAGGCCGCGGAGGCCGGCGCGGCGCGCGGGGGCUUCGGGAACGCCGUCUUCCUGCUGGGCCCCUGCCCGCGCUCGCAGAGGGAGCUGGUGCAGUUCGUGUCCGGCUGCGAGGCCCAGGCCCAGGGCCCGCCGCCCACCCCGAAGCAGGUGAUGGAGAAGUUGCUGCCCAGGAGGGUCCAGGAAGUCAUGGUCACCCGGAAGGUCACCUUGUACUGGGUGGACACCACCGAGCGGUCCAAGCUGUGGGAGUCCCCAGACCACCUUGGAUACUGGACAGUAUGUGAACUGCUCCAGCACCUGGGGGGCACCGUCUUGCCGUUGGAGACUUUGAGCCCGGAUGGUACGAAAGCUGGGGAGACCCUGUUCUCACGUGAGCCUCACCUCUCCUCAUGGGUGUCAGCUCUGCCGACAGACUCCAUCUUAAACUGUGUGCUCUAUAAUUCUCCUGAGUAUGAAGCCUCGUUUCCACGGACAGAAGGAACGUUAUUUCUCCCUGUUGAAGGUAAAGAGACUCAAGAAGCAUGGACAGUCAUCCUAGAGCCCUUGGCCAUGCAUCAGAGACAUUUUCAGAAACCAGUCAGAAUUUUCCUGAAAGGCACGGCCACCCAGUGGUCUCUCCCCACGAGUGGCACUUUGGGCACUGAUAGCUGGAUGCUCCAGAGUCCAGAGGAGAAUAAGUCAGCCCACGGGACAUUGUUUCAGCAGCUGGUCCACAGGCUGACUGCCGAAGAGUUACAUCUGGUCGCCAGCGUGGACCCUGGUGACGGCUGGCCCCCCGUCACAGGCGUCAUUUCCCCGCUCUCUACCAACACUACGGUUCUCACCGUGUUCCGCAUCGAGGAGGCUGCAUUUCAAAGGCAUUUUCUCCAAACAGCUGUGGCCGAGAACCCUCUGGACACCGCGUCCCUUUGCUCCGAUGUUAUGGGUGUCAUAUUGAGUCCAACCUCUGGUUUACUGGGAGACCCUACCACCUCCGCUCCUCCCUGUCCGGAGUGGGCCCAGCAGGAGCUCGGCCGCACCGCGCCCUGGAGAGCUGCUGUUGCCGAGAGCUGGUUUCCCUGCUCCAACCUCAGUGGCGCCAGUUCGAAUUUGAUGGAGUCAUUUUGGCUGCUGCAGGCUGCCUCGCCCACUAAGGAAGAGUCUUCCAAGACUGAGAGUGAGUUAACACGCCGCCUGGCCGAGCUCUACCUGAGAAGGUCUCGCGAGGAACCUGCCGUGGCUAACCAGGAAGACAGCAGAAAGAAACGAGGCGUCCCUCGUACGCCAGUGCGGCAGAAGAUGAAGACCAUGUGCCGCUCCUUAAAGAUGUUGAACGUCGCAAGGCUGAACGUCAAGGCUCAGAAGCUGCAUCCAGACGGCAGUCCAGAGGCCGCUGGGGACAGGGGGACCCAGCAGACAGCGGGCGGGAGAACGGCGGGUAGAUUGGAGCACAGAGGAAGGACACGAAGAAGUGCCAAACCUAAAGAUUUUCAAACUGAAGAGGAGCUACAAUCUUACAUACAUGAAAAUUACCAAAAGACUAUGGCCACAAGAGAAACCAUGUUGUAUUCAUGUGCUCAGAGCAUGAUCUCAACCAUUAAAGCAUUUCUCAAGUCCAAAGGCACCAAGGACUUAGAGAUGAGCUGCCUGCAUCAAGUCAAAAAUAACCUCUUAAAAACUAGCAAAAGUCUUAGACAAGACAUGGGAGAAAACCGGGAUAAAGAGGACAAAAUCAGAGAGUGCCAGCUGCAGGUGUUUCUCCGUUUGGAGAUGUGUGUGCAGUGCCCGUCGAUACGUGACAGCAUAGAUGACGUGGAGCAGCUGGUGGAGGAGGUGGCGGAUUUGCUGCGCAUGGUGUGUUUAACCGAGGACUCGGCCUACCUGGCGACGUUUCUGGAAGAAAUUCUGGCAUUGUACAUUGACUCCGUCCCGAAGACGCUGGGGCAGCUGUACGACAGCCUGGGCAUUGUGGUUCCUCAGAAGCUGGCGGGGGUCCUGCCGACAGACUUCUUCAGCGACGACUCCGUGACACAGGAGAGCAAGUCGCCGCUUUCCUCUGCGCCCCUCAUGGCCAGCGGCAGCAGGUCAGCGCGGGGCGGCACGGACUCCGACCGGCUGGAGGAGCUGCGAACCCGGUCGGCUAAGAAGAGAAGGAAAAAUGCAUUAAUAAGACACAAAAGCAUUGCGGAGGUCUCACAGAAUCGUCGACAAAUUGAAAUCCCCAAAGUGUCCCAGAGACCCGCGAGAAACGAGAACUCUCGCCCCACUCUCCCGCAGCCCUCACUCCCAGUGAAAGAUCCAGUACAAGAAGUGACCAAAGUUCGAAGAAAUCUCUUCACCCAGGAAAUUUCUCCUUCAAAGGGACCGGCGAAGCGGGGGCUGCCGAGGAGCCACUCCGUGUCGGCCGUGGAAGGCCUGCAGCGCAAGCUGGACAGCAUGGGCAGGACCCGAGGGCAUCCCAGGCUGCUGACCAGGACUGUGGCCGAGACCCCGGAGCACAAGCAGGUCUCGGGGCGGCUGCUGCACCGGCAGAUCAAGGGCAGGUCCUCUGACCCUGGUCCUGAAAUCGACGUGGUUGAGGAGUCCCCGGAGAAAGAGGUGAGUCUGAGAAGAAGCCCGCGCAUCAAGCAGCUGGCGCUGGGCAGGACGAAAUCUGGUCCCUUCUAUUCUGCGUCUCACCCACAGCCUCGGAGCGUGCAGAGGGUUCACUCGUCUCAGCAAAGCCGGUCAGACCAGAGAGGAUCGCCUCCCCUCCCGAGGAUUCGGUCUCCGAAGACGCUGCUUUUUGGGGCCGUGUCCGAGGUGAUCAGGCCCUCGGAGGAGGGCGCGGCUCGACGUACAGGGCCUUCCGGAGACACGGUGGCCUCUGAGAUGCCGACAGCUUACCAGACGCCUAAGAAGAGUUCCUGGAAGCCUCCCUGCUCUCCGAGAGCUACGCCCCGAAGGCCCCCUCAUGCCCCUCGCACGCCACAGACUCCCCUGUGCUCCCCCCAGAGGCGGCAGAAGCCCUGUGCAGCCCGGACACCCGCCAGGCAGGGGCUGUUCCAGUCCCCUAAGGACUCCGCGCCCCAUGGCCGCCCCUCAGCUUCUCCGUCCCCAGCCUCUCUGCUCGGACGCCCCCUGCCCGAUGGCGGCGCCUCUCCCCUGGGAACGAGCCCGCGAACUCCCCGAAGGCCGGGCGGCCAGCCCCUGCAGCUUCUGCAGAGCCCCCCCUGGCUGCCCUCAGUGGCUUCCAGUCCAGAAAGCACCCCGCAUCCGGCAGCCUGGGGGGCGCCCAGAGAAACUGCCCGCGUGGCUGCACCUCCGACUCAGAAGCCCCAGCACCCCCACCACCUCGGAGCCUCUUGGGGCGAGGAGCCGGCACAGAGAGGGAGAGUGAACCCCGGCAGAACCCCGACAAGACCAGGGGACACAGCCGAGCCCGCUUCCCCACUGGCGUCUCCUCUCGCCUCCCCUGCGGGUGGCUUUCCCGAGAGUCCCCCCAGGACAGCCUCGGCCGAGUCCCCUUACCCUGGACAACUGGACGGGAGAGAGCCCCCCAGGACCUCAGGGCGAGCCAAGCCUGACGCCAGCCACAGCCCCCUCCCUGCUCCUGAAGGGUGGACGAGGCUGGGAAACACCUCCAGUCCCGAGAGGGGCUCCCUGGAGGGCCAGCCCCGUCCCUGCACCGCUCCUGCCCACGGCACAGACACCAGGAGGCAGCAGCAGGAGGGGGGCCCCUCUCCGCCCUCUGAAGGGCACGGCGACCCCGGGCCUGGCUGCAGGACCGGCUGGCACACGUCCUCCCCUGCGCUCACUGCAAGUGACACGGAGCCCCUCCCUGUCCCGGGCGAAGCCGAGGACGGGAACAGCCACAGUGCUCCCCUGGGAGACGGCGAGGGGUUAAGGCCGGCGGUUGCCGGGGAGCAGCCUUCUGACCCUGGGACUCCUCCCUCUGCGCCCCGCUCUCCCCGGACACCCCCUGGCGCCCUGCACUGUGCGGCCCCGCUCCAGCGCCUGCCAGUGUCUGCUCAGCUGUCGGAGGGCCCUGCCCACCCCCAGGCCUACGAGGUGGAGCUGGACGUGCAGGCUGGGGGGCUGCCCAAGCUUCAAAUCAAGGUGGACACCAGCCCGGGGCCAGACACCGAGCCGCUGAGAAGGGACCCAAGUGUCCCCCCCGGCCUGGCCUUGCCCAGGGGCAGCAAGGCCUCGAGACCCGACACCUACACGUCCCCCCCCUGCCUUCGCCCCGCGCACAGCAGCCCCGGCAAGAACGGCGGACAGACCUACAUCUGUCAGUCCUGCACCCCCACCCGCUGCCCCUCGAGCACCCCCAGCCCGUUCCAGGCAGACACUGGGGUUCCUUGGACACCAUCUCCCAAGCACAGCGGGAAGACAACCCCGGACACGAUCAAGGACUGGCCGCGGAGGAAGCGGGCGGUGGACGGCAGCCUGGGCGCCCCUGCGGGCAGGGCCGACGUGGGCACAGACCUUGGUGCGGGCGGGUCGCUGCUGCGGCCGGAGGGCACAGAGCUGGGCCUGGAGCUUGGCCUCCACAAGACUCGCAUCCUGGGGGACUUUGAGCUCGAGGGGGUGUGUCAGCUGCCAGACCAGUCCCCUCCCGGAGCCGGAGAUGGGGUGCCGGCCUCCGAGGAUGCCUCCCCCUGGGGGCCGUCCGGGCGGGGCCCCAGGAAGAGGCUGCUCUCUGCUGAGGACGCCGAGUGUGAAGCCAAGAGAGCCUGCGGCCAGCGGAGCGAGGACCCGGAGCCUCGGGGUGAGGCCAGGUCUCCGGGGCCGGGCCUCCAGCCGCUCCCGUCCGCCGGCGACGACGACCCGUGGGUCUCGGGUUCCACGCCCCCUCCCGGCCGUGCCAUGCGCAGCAGCCUCUCCGCCCGCGGGCUCCAGGCCCUGACGCAGUCCCCGCUGCUGUUCCACGGGAAGACGCUCGCCUCGCAGGGCAAGGACGCCCCGGAUGAGGACUCGGAUGUGUUUCCCGCCACGGAGGACUCCCCAUUCAGCCGAGCCUUUUCCAGGACCCGCCCCGUCAGCAGGACGUACUCGCGGAAGAAGCUGAUCAGCUAGAGGGGACCGGCAGGGCCUCGAACCAGACACUACAGAGCUGCCCGGCCCC
Messenger RNA from Myotis daubentonii (Daubenton's bat), 5618 nucleotides. It is a transcript of the gene TICRR, whose product is annotated as TOPBP1 interacting checkpoint and replication regulator. Gene Ontology annotation, biological process: DNA replication; mitotic G2 DNA damage checkpoint signaling; mitotic DNA replication checkpoint signaling. Gene Ontology annotation, cellular component: nucleus. Gene Ontology annotation, molecular function: chromatin binding. NCBI's taxonomy places the organism in Eukaryota, Metazoa, Chordata, Mammalia, Chiroptera, Vespertilionidae. The record is from RefSeq and is a predicted model, not a curated record.